AUGCCAGGGUGGAGGAAGGCGUGGCUGUCGAUGCUGGACCGAGCCGGUAGCGGCGGCGGCGGCAGCAGCGGCUCCCUGCAGGCGCGCCUGCAGGGCCACCACUCCCCGUCCUCCUCGUCGUCCUCCCUCGCCAGCUACAAGCGGGGCGGCAAGUACGGCGCCGGCCACGUGAGCGGCAAGGCGGUGGUGGGCUGCUUCUCCGCCGCGCUCGCGCUCGCCUUCUUCUACGUCUCCGUCGCCGGCGGGCCGGCCGCCGACGGCUCCUUCCCCUCCCCGACCGCAUCGUCGUCCGGGACCCUCCUGUCGUGGCUGUCGUCGAACUCGUCCACGGCGGCGCCGAGGAAAUCUCUCCUCCCCCGCCCUCCCGUUCCUCCUGCGGUGACCGCGGGCGGCGCUGCUGAGCAGAGCGACGCGCGGAACGCGACAGCGGCGUCGCGCCGCGUGCACCAGAGCAGCGCGGUGGGAGACUCGCCGGCUUCGGAAGUCAGCUCGGGGCAAGUGACAUCGGUGACCGCGCAGGAUGCCGGAAACGCCACCCUCGGCUCCGAUGCCGAACCCGCCGGUAACGGCACCAGGGAAGAAGAGCCCCAAGUGGAAGCCGCGACGCCGAUCCUGCGAUGGCGAAGGAAAGACGGAGCAAGGCCUUCCAACAACGCCGUCGUCGGUGCCCCCGGUCAGACGGCGACGAGCACUGACAUCGCCACUGGCAACCCUACAGACAGCGUGGCUUCGAGCACGAGCAGAGAGGAGGUAACCGAGAACGCCGCCGGCGACAACGUGCAGACCUCGGCACGGCAGGCGGCUCUGCCAUCGCGGCCGGAGCGGAAGGAGGACAGGCACAGGCAAAGGAGAGCCGUGAGGCACAGGCACCCGAGGCGACGGAAGGAGAUCGUCCUCCCGUCGCACGAUCUCCUCGCUGAUCAGAACGACGGCGACACGGCUGGCGUCAGGGCAGCCAUGGCCGUCGGGCCAGGCAACGACAUGGCCGGCGUGAAAACCAGCAUGGUCGUCGGGCCAGGGAACGGCGUGGCCGCAGGCGUGAACGCCAGCAUGGGCGUCGCCGGCGCCGGCAACAACCGGGUCGUGUGGACGUCGGGCGUGCAGGACCUGGUUUCCUUCGCCAAGUGCGACGUGUUCAACGGGAGGUGGGUGAGGGACGAGAGCUACGGGUUCUACCCGCCCAAGUCGUGCACGCUCAUCGACGACGACUUCAACUGCCACAAGAACGGCCGGCCGGACAGCGACUACCUCAAGUGGCGGUGGCAGCCGCACAGCUGCGACAUUCCCAGGCUGAACGCGACUGAAUUCCUGGAGAGGCUGAGGGGGCAGAGGAUCAUAUUCGUCGGCGACUCGCUGAACCGGAACAUGUGGGAGUCACUGGUCUGCAUCCUUCGCCAUGCCGUCAGGGACAAGAGGAGCGUGUACGAGGCAUCAGGGAAGAACCAGUUCAAGAUCAGAGGAUACUACUCCUUCAAAUUCAGGGAGUACAACUGCUCGGUUGAUUUCAUAAGAUCGAUAUUCCUCGUCAAGGAGAUGAUCCGUGAGGGCACAAACGGUACUGAAGACGCAAAGCUGAAACUGGACGAGCUAGAUGCGACGACUCCGGCGUACCGGAGUGCGGACAUCGUCGUCUUCAACACCGGUCACUGGUGGACUCACUACAAAACGUCAAGAGGGCUGAACUACUACCAAGAGGGCAACCAUGUGUACCGCAGCCUAGAGGUUUUGGAUGCAUACAAGAGAGCUCUGACCACCUGGGCUAGAUGGGUCGACAAGAACAUCGAUUCGAGAAGAACCCAGGUUGUAUUCAGAGGAUAUUCACUAUCACAUUUCAGGGGAGGGCAGUGGAAUUCAGGAGGAAGAUGCCACACGGAGACAGAGCCAAUCUUCAACCAGACAUACCUUACUGAGUACCCUGAGAAGAUGGUGAUCCUGGAGCAGGUCCUGAGGCAGAUGAAAACUCCCGUGAUAUACCUCAACAUCAGCACACUCACUGAUUACCGAAAAGAUGGCCAUCCAUCAGCGUACCGAAGAUGGUACGGCACAGAGGAGGAACGGAUAGCGGCGGUGAAAAAGCAGGACUGCAGCCACUGGUGCUUGCCUGGCGUGCCAGAUACGUGGAACGAACUACUGUAUGCUUCGCUGCUCCAGGCAGGCAAAGGUUCCUGGAAGUUGUGAGAUGAUGGUUCCAGACAUUGUUAGGCUUCAUCUCUCUACAUGCCAAUGCAGAGAAAACAAUCACGAAGCUCCGGAGCUGUAGUUAUAAUUGGAUAGAAUUGCAAAUCUUGCGUUUGCAGUAGACCCAUUGCUAGGACAAAAUAAUCAUCAGAAGAAGGAUAAUCCUUUAGAAAUUUUUUGGUAGUUCAUGUACUGAUGUACAUAUGAGACGUCAAUAACUGAUGUAACAUGUCAAAUAGAUACUGGAAGUUGGGAAUUCGUACCA
Panicum virgatum (switchgrass) is the source of this 2443-nucleotide messenger RNA. Its product is annotated as protein trichome birefringence-like. Gene Ontology annotation, molecular function: O-acetyltransferase activity. The coding region runs from base 1 to 2178 and encodes 725 amino acids. NCBI's taxonomy places the organism in Eukaryota, Viridiplantae, Streptophyta, Magnoliopsida, Poales, Poaceae. Gene Ontology annotation, cellular component: Golgi apparatus. The record is from RefSeq and is a predicted model, not a curated record. The transcript is spliced from 5 exons.